Messenger RNA from Punctularia strigosozonata HHB-11173 SS5, 1509 nucleotides. RefSeq lists its product as uncharacterized. Bases 705 to 1238 code for a protein of 177 amino acids. NCBI's taxonomy places the organism in Eukaryota, Fungi, Basidiomycota, Agaricomycetes, Corticiales, Punctulariaceae. The record is from RefSeq and is a predicted model, not a curated record. The transcript is spliced from 3 exons.
ACCGCGACGAGGGAGAAUGAUGUGGCGAGGGCGCAGUUUGAUCAGAGUGUCAGCGAAGGAUGGAGGUGGAGUGGCAGCCAAGCGAUAACAGGAAUAUGGAGCUGGAGGCCGAGGUGCAAGAGGUCCUCGCUGUCAAGGAGGAUUCGGAGCGCGGGGGGAAACAGCUCGAGGAAGAGAUUGGGCGGGAACGCGCUCACGCUGAUGAACUGGAGUCGGCUGUUCAAGAAUGCGACGUACGCAUAUCCGAGCUGGAGCACGAACGUCGCUAACGCUGCACGCGCAGAAGAACUUGUCCAGGAGUUCGACGCCGAGAUCGAGAACCUUAGCCGUCGUGUCGUCUCAUGCGAUGACAAGCGAGAGCCUUCGCGAGCAGUUGUCCGCCGUCGAACGCGAACACGAUCGCCUUGCAGGCGAGCAUCGCCGGACGCUUGACGAGAGUGACAAGUGCUCCGACGAACGCGUCUCGCAAGUAAUCGAGGAGAAGGCCGAGGCGGAGGAGCAGCUCCGGGCCCUCGAGGAGCGGGUCAAGGCGCUCGGCGAUCGAGGCAAACAAGCUGCGGAAGGGGGCGCACGAGCUGAAGAUGGAGGGUUCCGACAAGCACCUGAAGAUAGUGCAUGAGCAAGCAGCUCGUGGCUAAGGAAGAGGAUAACGAAGGCCUGGAUGUUGCUUUGGAUUCCGAGCAGCAAGAGCUGAGACUUGUGAAAUGGAAACUCGCUGUCCGCGCUGCGACGGGAGGUGCACCUACGCUCUCCAAGGCGACGCGACAGGAGUCGGUGCUGGCUACGCCGGCCUUGCGUCGGCCAUCCGUCGUCGCCGACACACUCAACUCUUCUCGACCUUCGUCGACCAUGUCCGAAGCCAAUACGACAGCCAAGGCGCUCACGUCUCGCCCGAAUCCCGACUCGGUAGGGUCCGUGGGCUCGAGCGGAUCGAGCACCGCAACAAAAGCGAGGAUCGCAGGGACAAUGGGCUUCCCUUUAUCCAUCUUCGAGCCCCGGUCUUCCGUGUCUGGAACAACGUCCACACCUCGCAUAGGCUCAACCACCAGUCGCCUUCCGGCGCUCGCUCCUCGCCCUCGGCCAUACCUCAUUCCUGGACGACGAGCGUAAGAAAGCGUGUGUCGGUUGACGAAUCGACGAGGACGCCGAUCAAGAGCCGAGACGCGGCGAAUCAGAGCGAGAGCGAGCAGAGUGGCACCGGCAAGGAGAACAACCCGAAGGCUGCGAGAAGGAUGUAGGCCAUUCCGGUCUCGGCGUGAUAUACCCUUCCACACCACAUCACGCACCCUAUCGACACUUGCCACCCAUCUCGAUAAUGUAGCAUCUCAGCACACGUCGCAUUCCACGCAUUUAUGCACGCAUAUCGACAUAUAUCUAUCAGGGAUGCGCUCGUGAAUAACGUCGUAGCCCACUCUCCGCUCCUUGCUAAUUCGCAUACUCGCUUAUAUAUGGACAAGAAUGUGUUCUGCUCUGCUGCUUACUUCGCUGUGUUCGCCUGCUUUCUGGCGC